AUGGAACAAAAGGGGUCACAUUCCUGCAGAGCUGACCAAGUAAACGUGGCGAAUCCUGAACAACUAUUUUUACAAGACUCUACUCCUACAUCUUCGUUACCUCCCACUGCUGACGGCGGAUUAUUAACCUUUGAUCAAAGCAAGUGCCAAUUGCUAUGGGCACCAGAAGAUUAUCAAGGGUACUUAGAUAGACGCCGACUAAACGGUGGUUCAUUAACAUCGUCAAAGUCCUAUGACGUAAAA
Molecule: messenger RNA, 243 nt
Organism: Dentiscutata erythropus
Lineage: Eukaryota; Fungi; Glomeromycota; Glomeromycetes; Diversisporales; Gigasporaceae
Source: the annotation of a GenBank genome assembly